This is a messenger RNA of Ophidiomyces ophidiicola, 894 nucleotides long. RefSeq lists its product as uncharacterized. The transcript has a single exon. Bases 1 to 894 code for a protein of 297 amino acids. Lineage: Eukaryota; Fungi; Ascomycota; Eurotiomycetes; Onygenales; Onygenaceae. The record is from RefSeq and is a predicted model, not a curated record.
AUGGAGGUGCCCGACUGUGUUGGGCCUGAGCCACAACUGAUCUCUGGCCUGACCGCUAUCGUAAUUCCUGACGGCCUGCUUUCCGAUGAUAUUAACGACGAUGGAAGAUCCAGCAGCUUGAGCGAGAUUGAUGAAAGGCUAGAUGAUAAUCAACUCGACGAGCUAUCGCCUAUACGGGAAAGGUUUGCUGGCGAGAUCGACUCCGAGGCGGAAACGGAACGCAUCGAAGAUUCCCCCCAUCGCCCCCGUGAUCAUAUAAAUAUUGUAGCAAGCGCCGCAAUAUCCGGAGCAAGUCCAAGCAAACUAGCACAAUCUACCACAUAUGAUGACAUGGAUGAAGAUGAAGGCGUAUCCCCAAGUAAGCCACCACGAGACUUGAGAACUAAUGGUGUCGCUAUUGGUAUGAAUAGCGAUAGAGAUGGCUCCGCUUCUGUACCUCUAGAAAUUACCGGGAAGAAACGAAAGCGCGGGACGUCCACUGAUAAUGGGGGAGAAACACCGGGCGACGACGAGCCAAUGCGAAAGCGCCGUAGUUCGGUACCUGAUUGCAAUGCUGAGGCGACGACCAUUACAGCGUCGGAACCCAUGUCGAAAAAGAACGACACUGGAUCGAACGACGAAACUCCUGCGAAUGGGGACAAGGGGGGUGAUUCUCGCCCUUCUACUCUCAAAGGCAGAAAAGGGAAAAAAGGUAAACGCAAAGGAAAGAAAACCAAAGAUACCUAUGAUGAUACGGAAGACAAUGGGCAAGGUGAAGAAAACGUAGCGAAUGGAGAUGAUCAAUUGGUAGACGAAGAAGAAAAUGCAGAUGGCGUCGAUGGGACCGACGACCCUGAAGCAGCCUCUAGAAUGGAAGAAUGUAAGCCCUGUACGCCUCAUGGUUUAUACGGUUGA